Molecule: messenger RNA, 1411 nt
Organism: Abrus precatorius (Indian licorice)
Lineage: Eukaryota; Viridiplantae; Streptophyta; Magnoliopsida; Fabales; Fabaceae
Product: omega-hydroxypalmitate O-feruloyl transferase-like
Exons: 1
Coding region: 3-1319 (438 amino acids)
Molecular function (GO): acyltransferase activity, transferring groups other than amino-acyl groups
Source: RefSeq, a predicted model, not a curated record
CAAUGGGAAGUUGUGUGCGUGUGAAAGAAGCAUCAAUGGUUACACCUUCUGAAACCACCCCAUCCACUGUCCUCGCUCUAUCGGCUCUUGACUCCCAACUCUUCCUUCGCUUCACCAUAGAGUACCUCUUCCUCUACAAGCCUUCCCCUCCCGUCGACCAGGAUGCCACCACGGCCCGUCUCAAAGCAGCAUUAGCGCAAGCACUGGUACCCUAUUACCCCUUUGCCGGGAGGGUUAGGCCCAGGCCCGACUGCUUGGGCCUCGAGGUGGCAUGUGGGGCCCAGGGCGCGGUGUUCAUAGAAGCCUUUGCUGACAGUUACAACGCCAUAGACUUCGAGAAAGCACCUAAAACAGUUACCCACUGGAGAACUCUCUUGUCGCUCCACGUGGCAGAUGUUCUCAAGGGUUCGCCGACUUUGGUCGUUCAGCUGACGUGGCUCAGCGACGGAGCCGCCGCAAUCGGCGUGGGGAUCAACCACUGCAUCUGCGACGGCAUCGGGAGUGCCGAGUUUCUAAACUAUUUCGCCGAGUUAGCUCGUGAAAAACACGCGCCGCUCAACGAGUUAGCUCCUAGGCCCAAACCUAUCUGGGACCGCCACCUUCUGAACCCGCCACAAGUGAAACAGACGCGAGUUAACCCGGUGAGUCACCCCGAGUUCAAACGAGUGCCCGACCUCUGCGGUUUCAUGAACCGGGUCUCCACCGGGCUUAAACCAACCUCUAUAACAUUCGACAAAAGGCGACUCGGCGAGCUGAAGAGACUCGCUUGCAUUACGAGUGAGCCCGGCGAGUCGGUGGUUUACACGUCGUUCGAGGUUCUUGCGGCUCACGUGUGGAGGAGCUGGGCGAGAGCACUGAGGUUUCCGCCGAACCAAAUGUUGAAGCUGUUGUUCAGUAUAAACGUGCGGAAGCGCGUGAAGCCGUGUUUACCCGAGGGGUAUUAUGGGAACGCAUUUGUUCUGGGGUGUGCGGAAGCGAGUGCGGAAGAGCUGGGGGAGAGGGGAAUCGGGUUCGGGUCGGGUUUGGUGAAGCAGGCGAAGGAGAGAGUGGGGAAGGAGCACGUGAGGGGUGUGAUGGAUUUGGUGUCGGAGAGAAGAGCGUGUCCUGACCCGGUUGGGGUGUUGAUAGUGUCACAGUGGUCAAGGCUGGGUUUGGAGAGCGUUGACGUGGGAAUGGGGAAGGCCGUUCAUGUGGGACCCGUUUGCUGUGAUAGGUACUGUUUGUUUUUGCCUGUGAGAGAUGAGUGUGUGGGUGUGAAUGUCAUGCUCGCUGUCCCUACACCUGCCGUUGACAAUUACGAGCUUUUCAUGCAUCUGUGACUGUGUGGGAGAGAAUCCAAAUUCUGAAUCUCUCCCGUUCCCAUUUUCCAGUGUCCUCACAAGUUUGUUUGUCGCUUGUUUUUUAGCUUUUG